AUGGGUUUUUACUUUUUUAUUGCAGACGAUGUCGGUCAAAGUCAGGCCGCUUCAAGCGAUGCCGAUGCGGGGACAGACGAUAUCGAGUACGCCAGCCGUGCUGUCGCCAGGGCUGUGGCUCGAAAAAACGGCGCUCGCGCUCAUGCCGGCGUCGAGGACGCUACAACUGGAGAUGUCGCUCAAGGUCGGGAAGGUUUAAAAUUUGCAGACGCUGCGAUCGGAGGUACCGUCUAA
This is a messenger RNA of Leptosia nina, 234 nucleotides long. The record is from the annotation of a GenBank genome assembly. NCBI's taxonomy places the organism in Eukaryota, Metazoa, Arthropoda, Insecta, Lepidoptera, Pieridae.